Molecule: messenger RNA, 1885 nt
Organism: Corylus avellana
Lineage: Eukaryota; Viridiplantae; Streptophyta; Magnoliopsida; Fagales; Betulaceae
Product: Exostosin family protein
Molecular function (GO): glycosyltransferase activity
Source: RefSeq, a predicted model, not a curated record
GACUUUUCCCCCUCAUCAAUGGCCUUACCAGCUCAACCUUUGAUAUCUCACCAAUGAAUUCCUCAUAUUUCAUCGCUGCAUGUUUCCACCACUGCAUCAAACGCCAUAAAUUAAGUCUCCUCUCUCUCUCUCUCUCUCUCUCUGUGACUGUGUGUGUGUAUGAUAGAUAAUAUGUUGUUCAGAAAGCAGGCAUCUGCUGCAACUCCAUGGGCAGCUUUUGGUAGAGACAAAUAUUCCAAAAACAAAGAAGCCCCAUGCUUCUUCAUCUUCAACGACACUCCCAAUUAUAGGCUCAAUUGCAAUUUUGUCUACCUUUUUGUCUUUCUCUUUGCUUGGUUUCUUCUUCUUCUCUGUUGGUUCCCACCGACAAACACUAAAACCCACACGACCCAAGAACUAGAAGGGUACGUAAGUCAUGUCAAUCACACAAAAUCAUUGGCCCCCAGUAUUCGCACGUGUGACGGAAGCGUGUCGGUCUACGUGUACUCGUUGCCGGCCGAGUUCAACGUGGGCCUUGCCGAGGAUUGCCACCAUCUCAACGUCUACACCGACAUGUGCCCCCACGUGGCCAACCGCGGCCUCGGCCAGCCUCGCCCGGAAAUGGGCUCCGGCGCCGCCUCUUGGUUCGUCACCCACCAGUUCAUCGCCGAGAUGAUAUUCCACGCACGCGUGGAGAACCACCCGUGCCGCACGUGGGAUCCCGCUCACGCCGACUUGUUCUACGUCCCGUUCUACGGCGGCCUACACGCUUCCAGCAAGUUCCGCGAGUCUGAUCUGAAAGCGCGCGACGCGUUGGCCGUCCGAUUGGCGGACUAUCUCGAAGGUCAGCCUUGGUGGCAAAGGCGCCACGGAAAGGACCACUUCCUGGCGCUGGGGCGGACCGCAUGGGAUUUCAUGAGGACCGACAGUGGGCCCGACUUCGGAGCGAACUGCCUUCUCAACCUGCCAGCUGUCAAGAACAUGUCGGUGCUGACCGUGGAGAGAAAUCCUUGGCAUGGCUCGAACCAACACGGCAUCCCCUACCCCUCCUAUUUCCACCCGUACACGUGGGACGAGAUGCUGACGUGGCAGAACAAGAUGAGGCUGUCCGAGCGGCCCCACCUGUGGUCCUUCAUCGGCGGCCCACGGAAGGGUCUCGAAAAGGCGGCCGUGAGGGAGAAAAUCAUGGCGCAAUGCGCCGAGUCGAGCCGGUGCAAGCUGGUGAAAUGCGGGAGCGGAGCCAGCGAGUGCCACGAGCCGAGCCGGGUGCUGAGCGUCAUGACGAAAUCGCAGUUUUGCAUGCAGGCCGCCGGCGACUCCUUCACGCGGCGGUCGACGUUCGACGCGAUUCUCGCCGGGUGCAUACCGGUGUUCUUUUCGCCGCACACGGCAUACACUCAGUAUGCGUGGUUCUUGCCGGAAGAUCGGAGCGCGUACUCAGUUUUCAUAGACGAGAAGGGCAGCGGAAGCGAGAGGAUAGAGGAAGAGCUCCUGAAGAUAUCGGAAGAAAAAUUGAAGAGAAUGCGGGAAAGGGUUGUGGAUACGAUCCCGAGGCUGACGUAUGCGCACCCGAAUGCGAGCGAUGUUGGGUUCAAAGAUGCGGUGGAUGUUGCACUUGCUGCCUUGUCGAAGCACGUUUCGGAAUCCUAGGGCGGCUGUAAAUGCAAAGAAAAUUAAGAUUUUGUUGUUAAUGUAGAGUAUUGUUACCCCACCAGAAGCAAGAAUGUGUGUAUUCAUUUGUAAUAUUAUAUAAUGUAGUGAUUGAUAGAAGCUGUAAAUGUUACUUGUGCUUUGAGAAAGCAGUUCUUUGUAGCUUCCCAGAUUCACAGACAUGGGUCUGUUGGUGGUGGAGCCAUCUUCAUCUGGGCAUUGAAUAAUUCAAGGUAAUCAUCACCUCAAAAUUCCC